Messenger RNA from Folsomia candida, 1917 nucleotides. RefSeq lists its product as uncharacterized. The transcript has 4 exons. NCBI's taxonomy places the organism in Eukaryota, Metazoa, Arthropoda, Collembola, Entomobryomorpha, Isotomidae. The record is from RefSeq and is a predicted model, not a curated record. The coding region runs from base 1 to 1203 and encodes 400 amino acids.
AUGUUGACCCCAAAAGGAAUCUCUGCCGUGUGUCACCUCCUCGACGUGGGGAGUGGCUUGAAACUCUUCCCCUUCGAUUGGGAUUCGCAAGAAAAGUGUGUCAAAAGGGCCGGAAGACGACACCGUUUUUAUUUCAAAAUUCAUAAAUUUAUCAACCUUUUCAUGAACGUUUUGGCCGCCGGGAGACUGAUGCAGGCCAUGAGUCGCGGCUACUUUCCCCUCGUGUUGCGAAUUCUAAAUACCGUUUGGCUCAUGGCGUACACCCUGACGACGCUCUGUCUCGUCCAGUUCGAGACGAAGGAGGGAGAAAUACUGCAAUUUGUGAAUUGCUUGUUGAGCUACGUGAGGAGAACGAGUAUUCGGAAAAUUAAUUCCGAUAAGUUGCCCUCAAUUCCAGAAAAAUCGGACAGAAAUUUUGACGAAAUGACGGAAUCCUACGAGCAGAAGAAGCUAAGCUAUUACAUAUUUUUCGGGAUGUUAAUGUUGGCCGGAAAUCCGUUUGUGCACAUUUUGCUAGUUGACGAGAGUCCCUGCGCCCCACAUUUCGUGAGCUCCUUCUUCCUCCCGUGCGAAGGGUUCAAGAAUUACUACAUCCCCCUCCUGCAUAAAGUGCCCUUCAUGGCGGCCGAGUACUACUUGACGACGGUCAUCUUCUUCUCCUGGUCGUUCAAUUGGACCAUCAUAUUUUUGGGGAUGUCCUGGAUCGUGGCGGAAUUGAGGAGAAUGUCGUUCGCCUUAUCCCGAGGUGAAAAAUCCUCCGUGCAUCAGUACCGUUCCAUCGAGUGCAUCGCCACCUUAAUGAACGACGCUUUUGUGACGUACCUCUCCACGUUUCCGAACCUUCUCUUCGCCAUCGUGUCCAUCCUGAUGUUCGGCGUCAUACGCAUUUGGCACUACGACCCCGGAUCUAAUCUCAUGUUUCCACUGUGCGGGAUCCGGUGCGCGUUCGAGGCCAUCACCCCGCUCGCGGUGGCGGGCGACGUGAACGACCAGAACAAGGAGGUCGUCGCCAAGUGGAAGCAGGGCGUCGUGGCGCGGAGGGCGUCGAACAGGGCGAAAAAGGAGGCGAUCGCGUACCAAAAGUCGUUCCACGCGGUGCGCUGCACGGCCGGGUCGUUGUACACGUUCGAAAACUCCAUCGUUCUCUGCUGUCUGAAUAAUUGUAUGCAGUUGACGCUCAAUUUGUUCCUCACCUUUAAAUAGAGAGAAGGUCGCACUUAACUUGAUGCUGAAGAUAAUGAUAGUUGUGCGAAUUUUUUUUGCACUGUUUUUCAUGAUUUAGCAACAAUUUUAAGCAUUUCUUGGCGUUCACAUCUCGAAAUUCUACAAUAUACACAACUCAGGCUCAAAUUGAUCCACAAUUUUAAAUAGUGAGUUGAGAUUUUUGUAAUGAGAAAUUUAAGAUGUUAGGGAAUUUAUUUUUAUGCAAAAAAUUUCUAAGAAUUUUGUGGUGAUAGUUUUAAGAAUUUUGAACGAGUCGCCACUUAAUAUGUAAUUAAUUGCGACCAAGUUUUUGCACUAUUUUUCACAAUUUUUUCCAAUAAUUUUAAUCGAUAAUCAUGUCGUCCUCAUCUCGAAGUUCUGCAUGAUGUGCAACUCGGAGUCAAUUUGUUCCUCACUUUUAAGUAGUGAGUUAAGAAUUUGUUAAAUUUAAGAAUUUUGUGUUAAUAGUUGUAAGAAUUUUGGGUGAUAAAUUAAAAUUUGACCAGUUUUAUGCACGAUUUUUUAUGAUUUAACAAAAAUUUUGACCGAUUACGGCUUUCACAUCUCGAAAUUCUGCAAGAUAAUAUCUAACCCACGCUGAAUUUGUUGAGGUCACUAAAGAAUCUAAUCUACAUAUUUGUUACAUUGACAGUUGUAAGAAUUGGGGAUGAGAGAGUGACUCACGAAAUAAAUUGACACAUGUGGCCACCUUGA